Melampsora larici-populina 98AG31 is the source of this 999-nucleotide messenger RNA. RefSeq lists its product as uncharacterized. The transcript is spliced from 5 exons. Bases 1 to 999 code for a protein of 332 amino acids. Lineage: Eukaryota; Fungi; Basidiomycota; Pucciniomycetes; Pucciniales; Melampsoraceae. The record is from RefSeq and is a predicted model, not a curated record. Gene Ontology annotation, molecular function: protein serine/threonine kinase activity; ATP binding. Gene Ontology annotation, biological process: protein phosphorylation.
AUGGUUACCGGAGUCGAAAGUGGUGCUGAUGUCAAGGUUAUGCAAGUAGAAGGCCCUGGUACUGUAGCCAUUUCAUUAUGGGACUUGCCUUGCAGGCCGCCUACUGACCAAGUAAACAAACUUUUAGAAUUGAUUGACACCACGGGAAGCGCUGCGACAAAUGCCGUAGUGAUAUCAUCCGACACCAAUAUGUCAGACGCACCAGUAACUUCUUACGAUCAAUCGGAGAACGUAACCCUCAUUAAAGAUGAAGUAGUAUACACUAGUGGUGAACUCGUUCUGCAUGUUACCAUUGAAGACGGUUGGACGAUUUGCAAGAUGUACCUCAAUCACGACGAGGUUGGGGGCCUUUAUCAUCUUAAGUUUGACCCCUCAUGGCUUGAAUUGGAUACAGAGGGACGGUAUGAGUGUUUCGCGCGUGCUGAAAGCAACCGUUACGCUUCCUGGGCGAUGAAUCAAUUUCAAUACACACUCUCUUGCAAACGCAGGAACGGGAGAGGGCGCCUGGUUCCUAAAUAUCAACAAUAUUACUCCCUUUCGUUAUCCAUGGUGGUUCAGCCCUGUCAUGCAAUGCAAUCCGCCGGUUCUGGAUAUGACGACGAACCACGUUGGAUGAUCUGUGAGCGCGUGACUGACCGCGGUCACGCGUAUGUGCACGAGGGAAACUUCCACAAUAAACCGACUGAGCGUCGACCUUGGACCUCCCUAAUCCAUGCGUACAUUCACUAUGUUUAUGAUCUAAGUGCAGACCAGACUUUAAUCAGCAGGCUAGACUGCGACGAUCACGGCAAGAUCAGCAAUUUGGUAUGCUGGGACCGAAACCGUCCUCCUUACCACAGCCGUGAUGUUGUGGAAAUGCACGGCAGAGUCCAACACGCUUUUCAGAUGUUUGCUGAGCAACAUCGAUCACGUGUGAUUAGGGUGAUUCUUGCUGUGAAACAUAUCCACACGAAUAGUCAAUAUAAUAUGAACACAGGUUAUGUGGAUUUAAUUAGAUAG